Molecule: messenger RNA, 9281 nt
Organism: Alexandromys fortis (reed vole)
Lineage: Eukaryota; Metazoa; Chordata; Mammalia; Rodentia; Cricetidae
Product: cytochrome c oxidase subunit 7C, mitochondrial-like
Exons: 1
Coding region: 2848-3039 (63 amino acids)
Biological process (GO): mitochondrial electron transport, cytochrome c to oxygen
Source: RefSeq, a predicted model, not a curated record
GGGAAAAAAAAUCAACUCCCUUCACACCCCAGUGAUAACUGUACAGCUCCAAGCCAGGGGUGGGCUAAACCUCUGCUUUGGCCUCCCUGCAGCUCUGAUUCUGGAAGGUUCUGUGCUAACAUCCAUUGAGCCACAAUGGUCAGCUUUUUUCUGCCUCCCCCUCAGGCUCUUUCAUCACCUUUUCCUAACACCAGCACUUUAUGCCAGUUCUUCCCAUUUCCAUCCCGUUCUCCCUCAGGCCUAUCAUCCCAACAAAUCCUGCUCCCGACCUCAGCAUCUCACUCGACCCUAAUGCCUCAUUUACAAACAUGACGUGGACGGCUCUGUGGCACACAGAUGUGGGAAUGAAGACUGGAAAUGAGCAUAAAGAGAAAGACAUGAGCCCUCGGAUGCAAUCCCCAGGGCCAGAUAAGACUGGAUGGGGCAAUCCAUACCUAUAAGUAGAGGCAGAAAGUUCAGAAGUUCAAAACCAUCCUUGACUACAUAGCUAAUUUGAGGUCAUCCUAGACUACAUGAGACCCUGUCUCAGAAAAAUAAAAAAGAUGUACCAGUGAGACCACAUUUUGGAAAGAGGUAUGAUCCGGUCAGAAUGGGCAAAUGACACACCUACCAGCAGAACUGCAUUCCCACCUGGAUUCGGACCCCUCAACCAGUCCCCAAAUUCAGCCUUCCCAGAUAGUCCCCAGUCCCACAACCCCAGAAGACUUCCACCAACCAGACCCAGGCCACACCAGCCAGAACAGGUGAGUGACCUGCCUAGCAACAGAACUGUACCCCUCCUUGGACUCAGUCUGUAGAGACCCUGCUCCAGGCUAAUGCCAUCCCAGUUCAUCCCUGCUGCUGCUGCUGAGUCCUCAAUCCCCACCCCAGUGGGCUUCCACCACUGAGGCACAGACCACACCAGCCAAUGCAGGUCCAAGUCACACAAGCCAGAACAAAACUUCAGGGUACUCCAUAUACCCAGACAGAGUCUCCACCAGUUGGAAGAAUAGAUGCCAUAGGCCCACAUACCAUCUGCCCUAUCUGAAAGAACAGCCCAGAAGCUCUAUCAGAAGUCAGGCAGGUACCCUAGGUACCCCAGAAGAAAACACAGGCUCUACUUGAGAUCAGGCAAGAUCCAGAGAUCUAAGAAGACUUCUAUAGGAGGCCAGAUCAGAAUAAGGGACUCAAGGACCCCAAAAUCCCAGUGAAAACAUCCUACUGGACCCGAAGACUCAUCAGUCACCAGAAUCCUUGGUACAAGGAGCAAGGAACAAAACACCCAUCCAACAAAGACAAACACAGGAAUCAAUACCUACACCUAUAAUCACUCCAAAUCCAGAUGCCUAAAUGCCAGUGUAAGAACGGAAUCAAUAGCAGAAAAGGCAACAUGGCACCACCAAAGCCCAGCUAUCCAAUGACAGUAAGACCUAAACAAUCCAACACAGAUGAAACACAAGAAAAUGACCUUAAAAAAUACCUUUAUGGGGGAAAUAGAGGUUCUUUAAAGAGGAACUGAGAAAAACCCUCAAAGAAAUGGAAGGAAAGAUAACCAAGGAAAUGAAUAAAUAUCUUAAAGAAUGCCAAGAAAACCAAGAAAAAGCAAACAGCUGGCAGAAACAAAACUGUUCAAAAUCUAAAAAUGGAAAUAGAAUUUAAAAAAAACACAAACUGGAAAACUUGGGUAAGCAAACAGGAACUACAGAUGCAAGCAUCACCAACAAAAUACAAGAGAUGGAAGAGAGAACCUCAGGCAUUGAAGGUGCCAUAGAGAAAAUAAAUUCAUUGGUCAAAUGUUAAAUCUAAAACUUCCUAACACAAAGCACACAGAACAGCCGAGCGUUGGUGAAGCACGCCUUUAAUCCCAGCGCUCGGGAGACAGAGGCAGGUGGACCUUUGUGAGUUCGAGGCCAGCCUAGUCUACAAGAGCUAGUUCCAGGACAGGCUCUAAAGUUACACAGAGAAACCCUGUCUCGAAAAAACAAACAAACCAACCAAAACUAAAGCACCCAGGAAACCUGGAACACCAUGAAAGACCAAAGCAAAGAACAAUAGGAAUAGAAGGGGAGAAAUUGCUGCUCAAAGACCCAGAAAAUAUUUUCAACAAACUCAUAGAAGAAAAUUUUCCCAACCUAAAGAAGGACAUAUCUAUAAAAAAAAUAUAAGAAGCUUACAGAACACCACAUAGAAUGGACCAGAAAAAAAAGUCCCCUCACCAUAUAACAAUCAAAACACUAAACAUACAGAAAGAGAAAGACUAAGGAAAAAGGCCAAGUAACAAAUAAUGGUAGACCAAUCAUGGAGAAAGACCAAUCUUUCUCUAUGAAGACUCCCAAUGCCACACCUGAACAGAUCCCUUGCAGACUUUGCUGUAGAAUAUUAUUUUAAGAUGUGUUACCCUUGUUUAUGCUGUGAAAUAUUUGCUUAAUGAUGCAAAAAUAUGUUGCAUUCCUCUAUGUUGCAUUUGUUUAGCUCUGUGAAUCUUGUUACUUUGCCUGUCUAAAACAUCUGAUUGGUCUAAGAAAGAAUUGAAUGGCCAGUAGUAAGACAGGAGAAAGGAUAGGUGGGGCUGACAGGCAGAGAGAAUAAAUAGAAGGAGAAAAAAAAAGAAAGGAAAAGAGAACAAGGAGCAAGAAAAAAAGGGACCAGCCACCCAGCCAGCCACGGAGUAAGAGUGAAAGGAAGAUUACAGAAGUAAGAAAUGUAAAAAGCUCAGAGGCAAAAGGUAGGGGGUAAUAUAAGAUCAAGAAAAGCUGGCAAGUCUUCGGAGUGGUAGAGCAAGGUCAUGAAGGAAGAGGAUUGUGGUGGUGCGGCCAUUAUCUCCGCUCUGUCCACCCCUGCGCCCCUCGCUGAGCUUCCCGCCGCACCAUGUUGGGCCAAAGUGUCCGGAGGUUCAUGACCUCCGUGGUCCGUUGCAGCCACUACGAGGAGGGCCCGGGAAAGAAUUUGCCAUUUUCCGUGGAAAACAAGUGGUGGUUACUGGCGAUGAUGACUGUGUACUUUGGAUCUGGAUUUGCUGCUCCUUUCUUCAUAGUGAGGCACCAGCUUAUUAAGAAAUGAGAGUAUUUAAUUCAACCCUUUAACAGAAUGAAGAUUGUUUAGUAGAGUGAUCUGAAAACUGGAUUAAACUCUUGAACUCUUAUUACUAAAUAAAAUUGUAAAUAAAUAUAUGACGUAAAAAAAAAAGAAAAGAAAAGCUGGCAAGAAAUAAGUCAAGUGAAGACCAGGCAUUUAUAAGAAAGAAUAAAACUCCAUGUGUGAUUUUGGGGGGAGCUAGUGGUGCCCCUCAAAUAAACCACAAGUCUAAAACAACCAACUACAAGAUUCUCAGAGACCAUGGAUGCCAACCCAGACUACUACACCCAGCAAAACUUUCAAUCACCAAAGAUGGAGAAAACAAGGUAUUUCAUAAAAAUGUCAAAUUUAAUCAACAUCUAUCCACAAACCCAGCUCUACAGAAGAUAUUAGAAGGAAAACUCCAGCCCAAAGAAUUUAGCUACACCCACAAAAACACAGGCAAUAGAUAAUCCCACACAGGAGGGAAACAUGUGCAUACACACAAGCAUGAAAGCAAGCACAUACCACCACCACUACCACCACCAGCAACAAACAACAGGAAUUAACAAUCACUGGUAAUUAGUAUCCCUCAAUAUCAAUCGGCUCAAUUCACCAAUAAAAAUUGCAGGCUAACAGAAUGGAUACAAAAACAGAACCCAUCCUUCUGUUGCAUACAAGAAAAACACCUCAACAUCAAAGGCAGACAUUACUUCAGAGUAAAGGAUUAUAAAAAGAUUUUACAAUCAAAUGGACCAAAGAAGCAAGCUAGUGUAGUAAUUCAAAUAGCUAACAAAAUAGACUUGAAAUUAGAAUUAAUUAAAAGAGAUAGAGAAGGACAUUAUAUAUUUAUCAAAGGAAAAAAUCCACCAAGAUGAUGCCUCAAAUCUAAACAUCUAUGCCCCAAAUACAAGAGCACCUACAUUUGUAAAAGAAACAUUACUAAAGCUAAAAUCACACAUUGAACCCACUCAUUAAUGAUGGAGGACCUCAACACCCCACUCUCACCAAUGGACGGGUCAUUUCAACAGAAAUUAAACAGAAAAUAUUGGAACUCACAGAUGUUAUGACUCAAAUGGGCCUAACAGAUAUCUUCAGGAUGUUUCAUCCAAAUGCCAAAGAAUAUACCUUCUUCUCAGCACCUCAUGGAACCUUCUCCAAAACUGACCACAUACUCAGUCCCAAAGCAAGUCUUAACAAAUACAAAACAGUUAAACUAGCCCCCUGUUUCCUAUCAGAUCAAAGAUGGAGUUGAAUAACAACACAAACCACAAAAGCCUAUAAACUCAUGGAAUCAACUCUCAUCUGAAUUAUCACUGGGUCAAGGAAGAAAUAAAGAAAGAAAUUGAAGACUUCCUAGAAUUCAAUGAAGAUGAAUCCACACCAUACCCAAACUUAUGGCACAUAAUGAAAGUGACGCUAAGAGGAAAUGUUCUUACACUAAAUGACUUCUUAAAGAAUUUAGAGAAAUCUCACACUAGUGACUCACACAGCACAUCUGAAAGAUCUAGAACAAAAAGAAGCAAACUCACCCAGGAGGAAUAUAAUCAAACAGAGGGUAGAAAUCAAUAAAAUAGAAACAAAGAGAAAAACACAAUGAAUCAAUGAAACAAAGAUUUGGUUCUUUGAGAAAAUUAACAAGGUAGACAAACUCUUACCCAAACUAAAAGGGGCAGAAAGAACAUCCAAAUUAACAUAAUCUAACUGAAAAGGGGACAUAAUAGACACUGAAGAAAUCCAGACAAUAAUUAGAUCAUACUUUAAAAACCUGUACUCUACAAAAUUGGAAAAUCUAAAAGAAAUAAACAAUUUUCUUGAUAGAUACCAUAUACCAAAAUUAAACCAAGAUCAGAUAAACAAUUUAAAGAGAUCUAAAACCCCUAAGUAAAUUGAAGCAGUAGUUAAAAGUCCCCCAGCCAAGAAAAGUCCAAGGCCAGAUGGUUUUAGUGCAGAAUUCUACCAGAAUUUUAAAGAAAAGUUAAUACCAGCACUUGUUAAACUAUUCCACAACAUAGAAACAGAAGGAACAUUGUCAAAUUCUUUUUAUGAGGCCACAGUUACCCUGAUACUCAAACCACACAAAGACCCAACCAAUAAAGAACGAGAAUUACAGACUAUUUCCCCCCAUGAACAUGCAAAAAUACUCAAUAAAAUACUGGCAAACUGGAUCCAAGAACAUAACAAAAAGGUCAACCAUCAUGAUCAAGUGGACUUCAUCCCAGAGAUGCAUGGAUGAUGGUUCAACAUACAAAAAUCUGUCAAUAUAAUCCACAAUACAAACAAACUGAAAGGAAAAAAAAACACAUGAUUAUCUCAUUAGAUGCUGAAAAGGCCUGUGACAAAAUCCAACAGUCCUUCAUGGUAAAAGUCUUAGAGAGAUCAUGGAUACAAGGAACAUACCUAAAUAUAAUCAACAACAAGUUGAGAGUCAACAUCAAAUUAAAUGGAGAGAAACUCAAAGAAAUUCCACUAAAAUCAGCAACAGGACAAGGCUGCCAACUCUCUCUAUAUCUAUUCAAUGUAGCACUCAAAGUUCUAGUUAGAGCAAUAAGACAACAGAAGGAAAUCAAGGGAUACAAAUUGGAAAAGAAGAAGUCGAAGUAUCACUAUUUGCAGCUGACAUGAUAGUGUACAUAAGCAACCCAAAAAUUCUACCAGGAACUUCUACAGCUGAUAAAUACUUUUAUUGAAGUAGCUAAAUACAGGAUUAACUGAAAAAAAAAGCAGUAGCCCUCUUAUAUACAAAUGAUAAAACAGCCAAGAAAAAAGAUCAGGAAAACAACACCCUUCAGAGUAGCCAUAAAUAAUAUAAAAUAUCUUGGGGUAACUCUGACCAAGCAAGUGAAAGACUUGUAUGACAAGAACUUCAAAUCUUUGAAGAAAGAAAUUGGAGAAGAUUUCAAAAAAUGGAAAUAUCCAUCAUGCUCAUGGAUUGGUAGGAUUAACAUAGUAAAAAUGGCCAUUUUACCAAAAGCAAUCUACAGAUUCAAUGCAAUUCCCAUAAAAAUUUCAACACAAUUUUUUACAGAUCUUGAAAGAACAAUAUUCAACUUUAUAUGGAAAAAUAAAAAUUCAUGAUUGCUAAAACUGUCCUCUACAACAAAAGAACUGAGAGGUAUCAUCAUCUCUGAUCUCAAACUCAACUAAAAAGCAAUAUAAUAAUAUUUAAAAAUAGUGAUUUUUUUAAAAAGCAUGUAAUUAGCAUAAAAAAGACAGAUGGAUCAAUGGAAUCAAAUAGAAGACCCAGACACAAAUCUACACACUUAUGGACACUUAAUUUUUCGAUUAAAAAAAGCCAAAACUAUAAAAUGGAGAAAAGAAAGCAUCUUCAACAAAUGUUGCUGGCACAACUGAAUGUUGUCAUGUAGAAGAAUGCAAAUAGAUCCAUAUCUAUCAUCUUUACAAAACUCAAGUCCAAGUGGAUCAAAGAUUUAAACAUAAGUCCAGUUACACUGAACCUAAGAGAAAAGAAAGUGGGGAUAGCCUUGAAUACCUUUGAACAGGAGGCAGCUUCCUGAAUAGAACACCAAUACCACAGACCCUAAGAUUAACAAUUAAGAACUGGGACCUCAUGAAACUGAAAAGUUUCUGUAAGGCAAAGGACACUGUCAAUAAGACAAAACAGCAGCCUAGAGAAUGUAAAAAAAAAAAUCUUCACAAACCCCCCAUCUGACAGAGGGCUGAUCUCUAAAAUAUAUAAAGAACUCUAGAAACUAGACAUCAAAAACCUAAACAACCCAAUUUUAAAAUGAGAUGCUGACUUGAACAGAUUGAAACAGGAGACUGCUUCUUAAAUAGAACCCCAGCAGCACAGACACUGAGAGAAACAAUUAAUAAAUGAGACCUCCUGAAACUGAAAAGCUUCUAUAAAGCAAAGGACAUGAUCAACAAGACAAAAUGACAGCCUACAGAAUGGGAAAAGAUCUUUACUAACCCCAUAUUAGACAGAGAUCUGAUCUCCAAAAUAUAUAAAGAGCUCAAUAAGUUGGUCAUCAAAACAACAAAUAAUCCAAAAAAAAAAUGGAGUACAGACCUAAACAGAGAACUCUCAACAAAGGAAUCUUAAAUGGCUGAAAGAUACUUAAGGAAAUGUUCAACAUCCUUAGCCAUCAGAGAAAUACAAAUCAAAACAACUCUGAGAUUCCAUCUUACACCUGUAAGAAUGGCCAAGAUCAAAAACAGACAACUUAUGCUGCAUUGCUGGUGGGAGUGCAAGCUGGUACAGCCCCUUUGGAUAUCAGUAUAGCAAUUUCUCAGAAAAUUAGAAAAAACCUUUUUUAAGACCCAGCAAUACCACUUUUGGGCAUAUAUCUCCAAGGGAUGCUCAAUCAUACCACAAGGACAUGUGCUCAACUAUGUUCACAGCAGCAUUGUUUGUCAUAGCCAGAACCUGGAAACAACCUAAAUGCCCCUCAACCAAAGAAUGGAUAAGGAAAAUGUGGUGCAUUUACACAAUAGAGUACUACCCAAUAGAAAAAAUGGCAUCUUGAAAUUUUCAGGCAAAUGGAUGGAGCUAGAAAACAUCAUUUUGAGUGAGGUAACCCAGACACAGAAAGACAAUUAUCACAUGUACUCACACAUAGGUGGUUUUUAAACAUAAAGCAAAGAAAAUCAGCCUACAAAUCACAAUUCCAGAGAACCUAGACAACAAUGAGGACCCUAAGAGAGACAUACAUGGAUCUAAUCUACAUGGGAAGUAGAAAAAGACAAGAUCUCCUGAGUAAAUUGGGAGCAUGGGGACCAUGGGGACCAUGGGAGAGGGUUGAAGGGGAGGGAAGAAGGUAGGGAGUAGAGAAAAAUGUAUAGCUCAAUAAAAUCAAUAAAGAGAGGUCCAUACUAAAAAUAAAAAUAAAAAUGAAGUACUGACCUAAACAGAGAAUUUUCAACAGAAGAAUCUCAAAUGGCAGAGAAAUUUUUUAAAGAUAUGUUUAUCAUCCUUAGCCAUCAGGAAAAUACAAAUCAAAACAACUCUGAGACUCCAUCUUACACCUAUCAGAAUGGCUAAGAAUAAAAAUACAAAUGACAGCUUAUGCUGGAGAGGAUGUGGAACAAGGAGAAGACUCCUCCAUUGCUGCUGGGAGCAUAAACUUGUACAGUCACUUUGGCAAUCAAUAUGUCUCAGAAGAUUGGGAACCAAUCUACCUCCAGAACCAGCAAUACCACUCUUCAGCAUAUCCCCAAAAUAUGCUCAAACAUACCACAAGGACGUUUGCUCAACUAUGUUCAUAGCAGUUUUGUUUGUUAAUAGCCAGAACUGUAGUCGAAGACUGUUCUUUUGUUUCACAGCCAUUUUGACCCGAAUAAUCACACAGAAACUAUAUUAAUUACAACACUGUUGGGAUUAUUAGCUCAGAUUUUUUAUUAACUAACUCUUACAUCUUAAAUUAACCCAUUUCUAUUAAUCUGUGUAUUGUCACGAGGCUGUGGCUUACUAGAAAGGUUCCAGCAGCAGCAUCUUUCUCCUUCAGCGGCUACAUGGCAUCUCCUUGACUCCGCCUACUCCCUCUCUAUAUCUCUGUUAAGAUUUCCUGCCUGGCUUUGCUCUGCUAAGCCAUUAGCCAAAACAGCUUUAUUCACUAACCAAUGGCAAUAAAAUAGUCACAGCAUAUGGAGGGGAAUCCCACAUUACAGAACCUGGAAACAACCUAGAUACCCCUCAACCAAAGAAUGGAUAAAUAAAAUGUGAUACAUUUAAACAAUGGAGUAUUCCUCAGCUGUUAAAAAUAAAGACAUCAGGAAAUUUGACGGCAAAUGGAGAGAACAAAAAAAAAAAUCAUCCUGAGUGAGGUAGCCCAGACCCACAAAGACAAACAUGGUAUGUACUCACUCAUAAAUAGAUCGUAACUUAAAGUAAAGAAUAACCAAGCUACCAUCCACAGGCUCAGAGAGGUUGGGUAACAAGGAUAAUCUCCUUGGGAAGGAGAAAUAGAGAUCUCUUGGUUGAACUUGGGUUGGGUGGGCAUGGGAAUUUAAGGGACUGGGUUGGGAGGUGGGUGGAGGGGAACAGUGCUGAGAGACACAACAGGAAAGGGGGGCUUUAUGGGGAAGUCUUAUGAAAGAGAAACUUCCAUGAGUCUACAAGGAUGGCCCCAGCGAAGACUCCUGGCAGCAGUGGAUGUACAGCCUAAACUGGCCAUCCCUGUGAUCACAUUGAUGGCUGCCCCAGAGAGCAUUCAUCCAGUGACUGAUGGAGGUAGAUUCAGAGACCCACAGCCAAGACCUUUCUGAGCAAUUAUAGAGAAAGGGUG